CCGGGGGCGGAGCUCCGUCGGGUAGCUCUCCACAGAGAUGGCGGCGGUCUCAGUGCCCGGCGUUUGGAGAAAAGGCCUCACGUGGAUAAUCGCAGGGGUCCCACGCCGAGAAUUUUGGUCUCGAUUCAGAGAACAGAAAAAGCCAGUGGUAGCCGAGACAGUAGAGGAGGUGAAGCAAGAACCCAUCCUGGCGUGCCCGCCCUUACGAAGCCGAACGUACGCACCGCCUGAAGAUCUCCAGAGUCGUUUGGAAUCUAGCGUCAAAGACAUUUUUGGCUCAUCAGCUCCUGGCAAUUGGGAGGACAUCUCCCUGGACGAUGGUCGUCUGAAGUUCAGUUUCUUGGCACGGUUAGCUGAUGACUUGGGCCAUGCUGUGCCUAACUCCAGGCUCCAUGAGAUGUGCAGGGUCAGAGAUGUGCUUGAGUUCUACAAGGUGCCUGUUCAAGACAGAUCUAAAUUUGAUGAACUCGUGGCCAGUAAUUUGCCUCCCAAUAUAAAAAUCACUUGGGGCUACUGAGCAAUUCAGAAGAGGAAUGGAAAUUAUUGUAAUCAUCGACCCCCCUACUCCCCUCAACAAGGAGGCUACCUAUCAGACCUUUUGAUACUUUGAAAUACUAUCAGAACUGUUCUCUAAAACCACUUAUUCUAAUAAAUAAAUAAAUAAAUAAAUAAAUAAAUAAAUAAAUAAAUAUAAAACCACUUAUUCUGUGGAAGAAUGCAUUAUUUUUUUUUUCUCAUAACAUCAUGAAUUGACACAUAACAAGAUUUUCUUUUGUUCACAUUUGCUGAAACUUUUAAGAAAUAGAAACAGGUCAUUAAUAAUUUAUGAAAAAUUUCUUCUUCAGACACUAACUUGGGUUUAAAAUAUAAGGCUAUGGCGUGUUCAGAAGUGGUUGCAUUCUUCAUAGGCAAGAAAAUGUUUUAAUUCUGUCAAUACUCUUAAAUCUAAGGUAGUAUAUAUACAGUUGAGCAAACAGAUAAGAUAUGUAUAAUAGAAAUAUAAAAGUCUGUGGGGGAUAUUAUAGAAAGAUGUAACACUGUUUGGUUUACUGCACAACUAGAAAGAGUAGCGAAUGAUUCUGUUCAUUCUGAAGUAAUCUCUUUUGAAAUUAAAGUAGAUUUCUUGAA
This is a messenger RNA of Eptesicus fuscus (big brown bat), 1128 nucleotides long. RefSeq names its product mitochondrial ribosomal protein L50 (gene MRPL50). The transcript has 2 exons. The record is from RefSeq and is a predicted model, not a curated record. The coding region runs from base 38 to 517 and encodes 159 amino acids. NCBI's taxonomy places the organism in Eukaryota, Metazoa, Chordata, Mammalia, Chiroptera, Vespertilionidae. Gene Ontology annotation, cellular component: mitochondrial large ribosomal subunit; mitochondrion.